UUUUUUUAACUUUUUUUUCUCCUUUUCUUUAUUUCCUCAUCUAAACCCCCUUGGGUCUUUUCUAACGAAGUUUCUCUCUCCCCUCUCCUUUUCAUUUAGCCUGACGACUGUUGCUGUUUUUAUUUUCUCCUUUUAUUAUGUGCCAGCCUUUCUUUCCCUUUCUUUAUUUCCUUAUUACAUGAAUGGAUGUGUUUUUCCGGAAAGAUGUUUAUUUUUCCGGUUGUUAUGUGCUUGUUAUGUUUUGUAUUUUUGUCUUUUUCCGGAAAAUAUUUAUGGAAUAAAAAUAAAUGUGUUUUCCGGAAAAUAAUGCUUUAACCAAUCUGGAAAUAAUCUAGGUAAUUUUAUGUGUUUUCGAGUAUAUUUUUCCGGAAAGAAAAAAAAUUUAAAUAAACAGAAAGAAAAUACAUAUAAUUUAAAUAUAUUUUCAACAAAAGAAAUAUUUAAAAGUGCAUAUAAAAAGUAGAAAAAAAACUCGAGAGAGGGGAAAGGGGUAGAGAUUUCAUUUAAUAUAUAAAUAACAAAUAAAAAAUAUUGAGAGGGAGAGUUUGGCAAAAGGAAGUAGACAAUGAUGAGCUUCUAAAGGAGUGAAGAAAUUUUUUCUAGCCAAUAUUUUUUGGGAGAAAAUGGGGCUGAAAAAAAUGCCAAUGUGGUUAUGGGAAAUAUAUAUAACUACAAAUAAAUAUAAAUAUAAGAAAAAAUGAAGA
This is a messenger RNA of Meloidogyne enterolobii, 704 nucleotides long. Lineage: Eukaryota; Metazoa; Nematoda; Chromadorea; Rhabditida; Meloidogynidae. The record is from the annotation of a GenBank genome assembly.